This is a messenger RNA of Tigriopus californicus, 3284 nucleotides long. RefSeq lists its product as uncharacterized. The transcript is spliced from 4 exons. Gene Ontology annotation, cellular component: membrane. The coding region runs from base 575 to 2908 and encodes 777 amino acids. Gene Ontology annotation, biological process: G protein-coupled receptor signaling pathway. The record is from RefSeq and is a predicted model, not a curated record. Lineage: Eukaryota; Metazoa; Arthropoda; Copepoda; Harpacticoida; Harpacticidae. Gene Ontology annotation, molecular function: G protein-coupled receptor activity.
AAUUCGACACCUGUCGAUCAAGAUCGACUCACAAGGAGAAUAUAUGAAAUUAAUAGCUUUUUUGGCCUUGGAAUGUGCCCGUCCGAACCCCGAACCCUCGGUUGGAACAAUUUUCUGCGUCUUUUGCGCUCCAAGUCAAGUUCGCCUCGCGAACAAAGGCCGCCCCUCGAAAAAAGGGCGAAGGAACGAACGGCUCUUCAGCGGUUUCCUCUCGUUCUCGUUGGUCGACCUCGAUGAUUGUGGUUUAGAACCUCAGUUGGAACCACUUCAGACAGUGAAAGACAAUGGUUGAGUGAACACUUUUUUCUAAGGUGACUCCGGGUUUUGUUACUCAGCAAACAUCUUCCCCGUCUUCUUGGCGAUCCACAUCAUUUGCUUCGCCGACAAUCUCUCUUGGUUCCGUUUCCGCUCCAACGAUCAUUCAAUCAUCAUGUUCCAAACAGGUGGCAAAGCCUCGAAGAAGGACCCUCGCUCUUGGCCGUUGGAACUUGCAGUACCAGAAGAUUCUCUCUCAAAGAGGGGCUUGGAAACCGGUCUGUGCUCAAGAUUAGAUCUCUUCUAACCUUAUUACAAGAUGAUGGAGAGUCACAGCAGUGGAGCAAAGAAGCACUCAACGGAGGCCAAGAAUAUUGAUCCCAAAAUUACCCUGAUCCAAAAGUCAGAUCCGCUUGAAGCUGAGCCCACUCGAUUUCAAUCGUUGGUGGUGUACGACGAUCCUGAUCGCCAUCAGAGUCAUUUCGGAAGUGGUUUUAGGACCGAAAUCCAAUUGAUUGAGCCUCAAGGGUCCCCACGGGCUAGCGGGAUUCACUUGACAGACGUUCCCAAUGGAAAGGUUCACCACUCAACGAGCUCCAAAGCGAGUCCUGACAGCACAACGCCCUGCUCACUUGGCCUCCCGAAAUGUCUCAAGUUCCAAAAGAUGCGCUUCAAUGAUGAGAGGGUCCCCGCCAAUAAUCGUCUCUUAGGCCAAACGAGUUGCUCCAAACGCUGCUCGCCGUGCUUGUCACGUUUCGACAACAUGAGUGGCUCUCGGCUAUUCCUGCUCCAAGCCAUUGUGGUCUGGUCGUUAUUGUGUUUACCCGGUAAUUUGGUCACGAUUGUUCUCCAUCUUCGUGUGGGGCCCGCGGCAUCCAACGACGUGGACAUGAUUUCAAUGACAUCCGAUGUGGGCUAUGCUUCCACCAACUACUCGGCUCUUCCAACCAAUGAACUGAUUCAACAAGACUAUGAUGAUGGCCAAGACCAAGACUAUGAGGUGGAAAACGACUCAGGUGAAGAUAAUAAUCCGCAUCCUUGGAUGACAGAGGUUGGGAUAUCGGAUCCAUUCGGAAACCUCACCUUGAUGUCGUGGCUCAUGUCCGUGGACUCAACUAUCCAGAGGAAUUUAUCUCUUUGCUUGUGCGCAAGCCGAUCCCAAUUGGGUUCAUGCUCGACAAGCUUGCUCAAGAUUUUCAAGACCGUCCAUUUUGGAUCGGACCAUGCCCUCUUCUGCACUCGAGUGUCAAAACUUGGCUUUCCAGAGUUGUGUAUGGACGACGAGAACGAUUAUGAGUGGCUCCGCUCUCUGUGUCCGCACUCGAUCGGAGAUUCGUUUUCCAAUGUGAACGUCACGGGUUCGAGCGGGGGUCGAUUGCCUUGCUUUGAGCUCCACGCAGAGUACAACUCCUUCCUGGAUUCCUCCAAAUACUGGCUCGAAGGAGUGGGCAUCUGUGUGGUGGGUGUGUUUGGCCUUUGUGGAAAUGUCUUGACCAUCAUCGUCCUACGGAAGUCGGAAACCAACCGACCAUUUAACAGGCUUCUCAUGUGUCUGGCCAUCGCCGACAGCUUAUUGAUCUUCGUGUCCAUUGGUGAGACGGCCAUUGUGGGCACGUUUAUGACCACCCAUCCCACGUGGUACAAACUGUGCUACCCUUACUUGGUCCAUCCCCUGAAGGGAAUUGUCCAAACAGCGACCAUCUUCAUGAUUGUGGCUGUAUCGGCAGAGCGAUACAAGGCAGUUUGUCAUCCUCUUAGCCACCGCCACGCCCCAUUCAAGUUCGUGCUCAUGGUCAUUUUCACAUCCAUUGGUCUGGAGUUCCCGCGGUUCUUCCAAUUCCGUUUGGUCAACAACGGAACGCACACGGAUUUCUGGACCACCAAGCUCAUGGAGGAUCCCACUUACAUUCAAUUCAGCAGCUACUGGGACGAGAUGAUCACGACAGGAGCCGUCCCUUUGGCGGCCUUGAUCUAUUUCAACCUCUGCAUGAUCCUCAAAAUCAGGGCUUCCAACAAGUUCAGUCAUCGGUUUGUGGGUCGCCGGGACUCCCCACAGAUCGACACAACCCUGGAGAAUACUCAGACCGUGAUCGGUGGUCAGGAGUACUUUGAAGGACCCUCGGGCACGGAGAUGAUGAACAUCCGUGAUCCUAAUGCAAUGCCUUCGCCGCGCUUUUUUGCUCAACAAAGACGGUCGGUAAUGCGGCGAAGCUUCUUUGGCAAGACCUUGAGCAACUCCAAUGAACGCGAUCGGAGACCUUCCGUCCAAGGUGAUCCGUUCGAUAGUGUCAACAAUAUCCGGAGCUUGAGUGUCCGCAAGAGUCGUCGAACCAACGCACAUCACUUCCAGAAGCGGAGGGAGAAGUCCACGAUGAUCCUCGUGUUGAUUGUGCUCAUUUUUAUCGCUUGCCAUUGCUAUCGAUUGGCAUUGAAGGUGUAUGAGUUUGUGAACCCGCAUAAUAACACGGCUGAGCAUUUCACGGCCUGUCUCAAUCAGCAGCGCUAUCACAUCCCCAUGAUCUUUUACGUGCUGGGACACAUUCACCAUCUAGUUUUGGUCUUGAAUUCCUCCACCAAUUUUAUCAUCUACUGUUGUGUGGGAAAGGAAUUUAGGACGAGAUUGGUGGCACUCUUUUGCUCGCCCAAGCGAUAAACUUUCCACGAGGAAUUUCUCAUCAGACAGAGGAUAAAAUGUCAAAAUGUAUUUUACAAGCUCUAAAUAUACAUCUAUUGCCGUUGUGUUUCGUAAAGAAAACGUUCAUUUCUGACUUGGGCUUUCAGUGGGACUAUGUAGGUACUCACUGUGAGGAUAAAUCAUUCAUGAACGCUCCAAAACAGGAACUACUUGACCAUCGAAUAUUUAUUGCCUAUUGCUUUUCUCACAUUAGCUUCAGGCUUAUCCCCUCAAGCCUCAUGCGUAAUGGCUGCUUUUCCACCUCUGAAGGUCAAAACUUGGAUUGUGGGUCAAUCGUCUAUAAGGAGAAGAAAGGGAACGUGUACCAAUUGGGUACAUCUCUGAAUACCACUGU